Messenger RNA from Vigna radiata var. radiata (mung bean), 2268 nucleotides. RefSeq names its product LRR receptor-like serine/threonine-protein kinase ERL1. The transcript has a single exon. Gene Ontology annotation, molecular function: protein binding. Lineage: Eukaryota; Viridiplantae; Streptophyta; Magnoliopsida; Fabales; Fabaceae. The record is from RefSeq and is a predicted model, not a curated record. The coding region runs from base 1 to 2268 and encodes 755 amino acids.
AUGUGUCCAAAUUUUCCAUCUCUUGAGAUCCUCGAUCUCUCUUACAAUAAUCUUGCAUCAUCAAUGUUUCGAGCUAAUUUCAAUAUCAGCUCCAAAUUACAAGAGCUUUACCUUGAAAAUUGCUGCCUUAUGGAUGGAAAUUUCCUUCUUUCAUCUACUUCUUCAAUGAAUUCUUUCUCCUCACUUAUCUUCCUUGAUCUUUCCAAUAACUUGUUAAAAUCAUCUGCAAUGUUCUACUGGCUGUUUAACUUCACCACCAAUCUGCAUUUCAUUGAUGUUAAUGGCAACUUGUUAGAAGGUCCCAUUCCAGAUGAAUUUGGGAAAGUGAUGAGCUCUAUUGAAUAUCUUUUUCUCUAUGAUAACAAACUCCAGGGCAAGAUUUCGUCUUUCUUUGGGAGCAUGUGCAGAUUACAAGUAUUAGACCUCUCAAAUAACAACUUAAAUGGCGAAUUUCCAAGCUUCACUCAAAAUUCUUCAUGGUGCAGCAAACACAUAUUUCGGGAAUUGAACUUAUCUUAUAACCAAAUUUCUGGUAGGAUACCCGAGAGCAUCAGACUGCUAUCUGAAUUGGAAAUUUUAUCGUUGCAGGGGAAUACUUUAGACGGUGAUGUAACUGAAUCUCAUCUUUCUAACUUUUCCAAAUUAAUUAUCUUAGACUUGUCGCAUAACUCAUUAACUGUAACAUUUGGCUCUAGUUGGGUUCCUCCUUUUCAAUUAACGUACUUGUACCUUGCAUCUUGCAAGGUAGGACCGAGUUUUCCUAGUUGGAUCCAGACUCAAAAUUCCUUAAUCCAACUAGAUAUAUCUGAUAAUGGGUUGAAUGAUGUCGUACCAGACUCGUUUUGGACCAAGUUGCGUGGUCUGUACACUUUAAAUAUGUCUCACAAUAAUCUCAUUGGUUCAAUUCCUAAUAUGAAAUUGAAGCUUCCUUUCAGACCAUAUAUAAAUUUAAAUUCAAAUACAUUUGAGGGAAAAGUUCCAUUUUUUUUGCUACAAGCUUCCGAGUUGUUACUCUCUGCAAAUAAAUUUUCAGAUUUAUUUUCAGUCUUAUGUGGAAACGUCACAGCUACAAACUUGGCCACUUUAGAUUUAUCAGAUAAUCAAUUAAAGGGGCAACUCCCGGAUUGCUGGAAAUACGUACACCGAUUAUUGUUUCUUGAUUUAAGCAACAAUCAAUUGUCAGGGGAGAUUCCUAUCUCCAUGGGAACCCUUGUGAAAUUGGAAGCUUUGGUUUUACGAAACAAUAGUUUAAUGGGUGAAUUGCCUUCCUCUUUGAAGAAUUGCAAGAAUUUAAUUAUGCUGGAUGUGAGUGAGAAUAUGUUAUCCGGCCGAAUACCAUCAUGGGUUGGAGAAAGCAUGCAACAAUUGAUAAUCUUGAUCAUGCGAGGGAAUCACUUCUCUGGAAAUCUUCCCUUUCAUCUAUGUUAUUUGAAGCGAAUUCAAUUGUUGGAUCUUUCUAGGAAUAAGUUUUCAGAAGGCAUUCCAACGUGCUUGAACAAGUUUAAAGCAUUGUCUGAAGAAAACAUCGAUAGAAUUGAGAUUGAGAGUCGUAUUCAUUGGUACAAUACUACUUAUUAUGAAAAUUAUAGUAUUUACAGUGGUGGUUCUUAUGCGCUUCACGUAAUAUGGAUGUGGAAAGGUGCGGAUCGCAGCUUCAUACGUCCCGAAUUGAUUCUUCAGAGCAUUGAUCUCUCAUGUAACAACUUAACAGGUGAAAUACCAAAAGAGAUUACAUACAUGCAUGGUUUAGUUUCUUUGAAUUUAUCAAGAAACAAUUUGAGUGGAGAAAUUCCUUGGGAGAUUGGGAAUUUAAGGUCACUAGACUCCCUUGACCUAUCAAGAAAUCAUUUGUCUGGAAAAAUUCCUCCCAGUCUUUCCAAUAUUGAUCGUCUUGCCAUGUUAGACUUAUCAAACAACCAUAUUAGUGGAAGAAUUCCAUCGGGAAGACAGUUGCAAACCUUUGAUGCCUCUAGUUUCGAAGGAAAUGUUAAUCUUUGUGGGAAACCGCUUGAAAAAAGUUGUCCUGGAGACGAGACAGUGACAAAGCCUAAUGGAGCAGAAGUCGGUGAUAAUUCAGUUUUGUAUGGAGCAUUAUACAUGAGCUUGGGGAUAGGAUUCUUCACAGGCUUUUGGGGCUUAUUAGCUUCAUUACUUCUUUUGCAACCUUGGAGAAUCGCUUAUCUGAGGUUCUUAAACAAACUUAUAGACUAUCUACUCUUAAUGGUUGCAUUGAACAUAGUAAAGUACCAAAAAUGGCUCAAAGACUAG